Molecule: messenger RNA, 4653 nt
Organism: Daphnia pulicaria
Lineage: Eukaryota; Metazoa; Arthropoda; Branchiopoda; Diplostraca; Daphniidae
Gene: for
Product: cGMP-dependent protein kinase, isozyme 2 forms cD4/T1/T3A/T3B-like
Exons: 14
Coding region: 427-2523 (698 amino acids)
Biological process (GO): protein phosphorylation
Molecular function (GO): cGMP-dependent protein kinase activity; ATP binding
Source: RefSeq, a predicted model, not a curated record
CCGGACGUUGCGACCGCAGCGCUCGAUGUGGACUGUGUGGAGUGUACAGUUCUUCUGCGAAAAACCUGCGUGUCUCUAUAAUUCUUGAUCGUGUAAAUGUACAUUAUUGUCCUGUUUUUCACAUGUCCAAUGGUCGCUAACUGUCUUGCCUCGAUUACUACCUCAUUUCAACGUUAAAGCUUGACCCAUUAGCCCUCGUUGGAAUUGACAUCGUUGUGUGUGUGUGUGUGUGUGGUGUGCCCCGAGGAGCCCGUUGAUCAUUAUUCACAGUGAGUGAUGGAGAGAUGAUGGUUCAGCCCCUGUUGCCUUUCCGAUCUUGGAGUGCCUUAAACAGGGGGAUGAAGACGAGUCCCUCUGAAUGAGAUUCAACGAAACCAGAAGCAAUACUCUACCACGCACACAAGCCAACCACCCACCACAGUUAGGAUGGGAACGAUGCAGGAGCUGCAGGAGGUGCUGUCCAAACGGGAUGAGGAGAUCAGGAACCUGAAGUUGGUCCUGCAGCAGAAGGAGAUACAGAUCCAGCAGAAAGAAGAAGAAAUCCAGCAGCUGCGGUCCCACCUUGACCAGUUCAAAAGUGUCCUUCCUUUCAGUGGCAAGGCACACGCCUACCCCGUCAGACGGAGUACCAUUCGCGAACCUUGCGAACAUGAACGUGAGCACGAACGCGAACCUCGAAAGGUCAGAGCUCAGGGCAUAUCCGCAGAGCCACAGGACUUGAAAUCAUUGCAAGACAUCAGUCACCAAAAGUUCAACGAAUACCCCAAAGAUGAGAGAUCUCGGGAGUUGAUCAAAACUGCGAUAAUGAAGAACGAUUUCAUGAAGAAUUUGGAAUUGGCUCAGAUCCGUGAGAUCGUCGACUGCAUGUACCCAGUCAACUACCAGCGCGGCAGCCUCAUCAUUAAAGAGGGUGACGUCGGCUCCAUCAUGUACGUCAUGGAAGAGGGCAAGGUGGAAGUGUCGAGAAAAGGCAACUGUCUCAGCACCAUGACGCCGGGCAAAGUCAUGGGCGAGUUGGCCAUCCUCUACAACUGUAAACGGACGGCCACCAUUAAAGCGGCCAUCGACUGCAAAUUGUGGGCCAUCGAGCGUCAAGUUUUCCAGACGAUCAUGAUGCGGACCGGGCUGAUUCGACAGGCCGAGUACACCGUCUUCCUCAAAAGUGUGCCAACGUUUAUGAAUCUCCAAGAAGAGACGCUCAUCAAGAUCGCCGACGUCCUCGAUGAGUGUUUCUACAAUCAAGGCGACUACAUCAUCCGGCAAGGAGCGCGAGGUGACACCUUUUUCAUCAUCAGCAAAGGGCGGGUGAAAGUCACCAUCAAAGAUCCCGGCAGCGCCCAGGAAGAGUACAUUCGAUCCCUGGAACGCGGUGAUUUCUUCGGCGAAAAAGCCCUCCAAGGGGAAGACAUAAGGACGGCCAACAUCAUCGCCGACGAUCCCGAAGGCGUCAGCUGCCUGGUGAUUGACCGCGAGUCGUUCAACCAGCUCAUCAGCGGAUUGGCCGAGAUCCGCACCAAAUACGUCGACGAUGGCAACGCCAGUCGCAAGAUUCACGACGCCUUUGCUCACGUCCAGUUGAGCGACAUCCGCGUGAUAGCCACACUGGGCGUGGGAGGAUUCGGCCGCGUCGAGCUCGUGCAAAUCGCCAACGACGCGUCACGCUCCUACGGCCUGAAACAAAUGAAAAAGAGUCAGAUCGUGGAGACCCGCCAGCAGCAGCACAUCAUGUCGGAGAAGGAGAUAAUGGAGGAGGCCAAUUGCGAUUUCAUCGUCAAGCUGUACAAGACGUUCAAGGAUCGCAAGUACCUCUACAUGCUGAUGGAGGCCUGCCUGGGCGGCGAGCUGUGGACGAUCCUGCGCGACCGCGGCAAUUUCGACGACUACACGACCCGCUUCUACACGGCCUGCGUCGUCGAGGCCUUUGAAUACCUGCACAGCCGCGGGAUCAUUUACCGCGACCUCAAGCCCGAGAACCUCCUCCUCGACACCCACGGCUACGUCAAACUGGUGGAUUUCGGUUUCGCCAAAAAGUUGCAGGCCGGCCGGAAAACGUGGACGUUUUGCGGCACUCCCGAAUACGUGGCCCCCGAAGUGAUUCUGAACAAAGGGCACGACAUUAGCGCCGACUACUGGUCGCUGGGCGUUCUCAUGUUCGAGUUGCUGACGGGAACGCCCCCCUUCACCGGCCUGGAUCCCAUGAAGACGUACAACAUCAUCCUCAAGGGCAUUGACGCCGUCGACUUCCCGCGCAACAUCACCCGCAACGCCACCGCCCUCAUCAAAAAGCUCUGCCGCGAUAAUCCGACCGAGCGAUUGGGUUAUCAAAAAGGCGAGAUCCGCGACAUUCAGAAACACAAGUGGUUUGAUGGAUUCAACUGGGAGGGGCUGCGCAAUCGGACGCUCACGCCGCCCAUCAUCCCGCAGAUCAAAAGUGCAAUGGACUCGUCCAACUUUGACGAGUACCCACCCGACAUGGACGGCCUGCCGCCCGACGACGUCAGCGGCUGGGAUGUGGACUUCUAAGUCAACUAAACAUUUCUUAUUCUUCUUCUUUGAUUUCUUUUUCUUCACUCGCAGACGACGCUCACGCUCGCUAAACUUACUCCUCUUCGGCGUGAGCGUCUUUAACUCCCCCACCACCACCCCGUUACAAUCAAUCGACGGUUCAAAACAAAAAAGUGUUCGGAGCCAUUCGACAAGUUCGAUCCAUCUAACGUUAGGGAUCGAAAAUCAUUUUUUUUUCCUGUUUCACUCCCGAACGAUAUGCGAAAAAUUUAAUUUUUUUGCGCCUUGUGUCGCCUUAUGCGGAAUCCGCCUUCUUCAAAUCAGUUUGACUGUUAAUUUACACACACACACACACGACACCAACACUCACACACACACAAACACACACCCUCAAAAAAAGGGAAAACUUAUGGAAGGGAACGGAUGUGAUUUCCGCCCCUCGUUUUCUUUUUUUUUCUGUUUGUUUGUUAGAUUUAGAUUUUUCUUUUGUAAUAUUUUCAGGGGGGUCGAUUUUAUUAUUAUUUUUUCUUGUCAAAAAGAAGAAUUACAAAUUUUUGGGGAUGUUUAAAUUAAAAUCGAAGGGGGGGCGAAUUUUGUUAUGUAAUCGUUUACAUAUAUAUUGAAGAAAACAAACGUCAGCAAUAAGCAAAUCAUCGAUGGGUGCCUUUUUUUCGGAUAUCCCCCCCUCCUUUUUUUCCCCUUCCGUUGUUGUUGUUGCCCCCACAUACAUAAACCAAACAAAUUUAUUUCGAAUUUUUCUUGAUUCGAUUGUUGGAUCGCCAAUUUGCAAUCAUAUUCCAUUUCUCUCUCUCUCUCUCUUUCUUUGUGUAUAUCCUGCGAUUAUUAUCCAGACAAUUUUCCUUUUCUUUCAUUUACUUACAAAAGAAGGGUGGGUUGGGAAGUUCACGAAAAAUAUUCGGUCGUGCGAUAUUUUUCCCGCUCCCCUCUUUUAGAAAAAAAAAAUUCACUUCCCUCACUCGACGUGCCUGCCACGCCCUCAAUCGAGACCACACACACACACACGUAACACGAAAUCUACACGAAAACCUACACCACGAUGUCUCCCAGUGACGAAACAUGAGUCGGUGUCAUCCCCCCUCCCUUCCCAAUAAAUAAAAAAACGGUGCAAAAAAAAGACAAGAAAUUAUAUAACAAUCAUAUAGUGGCUCUGGUUUGAUUGAAGAAUUCAAUUUAAUUUUUUUUCCCUUUUUUCAAAUUAAUUUUGAUGAGAAAGUCGUCCAUCACUCGUGCCUUUUUUGUCUCAUUCUCUUCCUUUUCUCGAAACCGCGAAGCCUUUUCUCUUUAUUUUUAACCGUUUUGUGAGUUUACCAAGUUGUCAUCCAUCCCCGUCGCCUUCUUUAAUUUACCCCCGUGAAAAUUAAUUGGAAAAGAAUUCAUUCAUAUUCUUUGAAAAACAAAAAAACACACAAAAAAAAAAACAUUAUAUUUCUUUAAUCUUUUCUCCGACGCGCUGAUUGAUCAUUUUCUUCUUCUCGUCCGUUUUGAUUUGUUUGAUUCGUUUUCUGGGCCGCCAAUGCGCGCGCGGAGGAAAAAUGCGAUUCAAAAACAGGCGGGAGAAGAUUUUUGUUUUCGAAUUUGGCGCGUCGGGAAAAACAAAAAAUUUAUUGUAGUUCAAAUAAUAAUAAUAAUAAUUAAUUAAUUGAUGAAAUUGAUGAAAUUUUUUUAACUUGUUGGCACUUUUCCCUCCUCCCGUUUGUGUAUUUUUCAUCCGUCAUAUUUGUGUAAGAAAAAAAAUGAAUUUUUUUUUUUAUUAUUAUUUUAAAUAGAGAGAGAGAGAGUGAGUCGCCUUAUAAUAUUAUUAUGCCCCUCCCCCCCCCCCCCAAUCCCUCACUUUAUAUUCACUCCGCGUUUGUAUUUGUAUUUUUUGUGGCUAUAUUAAGCAGCGUGUAAUAAUUAAUUUCUUUUUGUUUUUUUCGUUUUCCUCUCUCUCUCUCUCUCCCCCCCUCUCCUUAUAUCUCUGUUGUUUAUGUAGCAAGUGGUUUUUUUUAUUAUAACAGAGGCUAUUUGUUCCAUAUGUGAAAGGAGAAGAAACAAAAAACAAAAAAUCUGAAAAAAAAAACCUUACCCCCUCCCCCCUUUUAAUGAGAAGCCAAAAAGUGGGAAAAUCAUUUGAAAGACGAAUUAAGA